UUGGGGGUAGGGGGAGCUUAUGGCUGCUGGGCACAGGCAUGGCAGGGCUGUGUGCCUGGCUUCCCUUUCCCCUAACCCCAUCAGGCCCGGGCUGGCCGCCCACUUCUGUUCACCACAGAGCAGGGUUUCCCUGGGGACCAGUGGACUGGCCCAGCCCCACACCGCCCCCCAGCCCCUCCUGGCCACAGCUUGAGCUGGGAGGAGGGUGGAGGCUGGGCCGCCUCCUGGACCCCUGCCCUCCCUGCCCGGCCUUCCAAGGCCCGGCAGCCUCAGUCCACUGCUGGGCCUGGAACACGGAGCAGUGGCUGCCCUGCGAGGAGUCUCCCCUGCAAGUCCUAGAGCAGCUCCAGCAGGAUGGCGGCUCCAGCGUCUCUAAGGCCUGCAGGGAGUCCAGCCCCAUGGGGGGCGCCCUAGGCCUCCGACAGCUCCGCAUCUGUGCUCCUGCCUGCCGGCCAUCCUCAGGCCACUCGCCAUGGGCGGCUGCUUCUCCAAACCCAAACCAGUGGAGCUCAAGAUCGAGGUGGUGCUGCCUGAGAAGGAGCGAGGCAAGGAGGAGCUGUCGGCCAGUGGGAAGGGCAGCCCUCGGGCCUACCAGGGCAACGGCACGGCCCGCCACUUCCACACGGAGGAGCGCCUGUCCACCCCUCACCCCUACCCCAGCCCUCAGGAUUGCGUGGAGGCUGCUGUCUGCCACGUCAAAGACCUUGAGAAUGGCCAGCGUUCUGUCCCGUGGUCGGGUGCGCUGCCCCUGGCACGGCGCCUGCUUCAACAUCAGCACUGGGGACCUGGAGGACUUCCCCGGCCUGGACAGUCUGCACAAGUUCCAGGUGAAGAUUGAGAAGGAGAAGGUGUACGUCCGGGCCAGCAAGCAGGCCCUACAGCUGCAGCGGAGGACCAAGGUGAUGGCCAAGUGUAUCUCUCCAAGUGCUGGGUACAGCAGUAGCACCAAUGUGCUCAUUGUGGGUGCAGGUGCAGCUGGCCUGGUGUGUGCAGAGACACUGCGGCAGGAGGGCUUCUCCGACCGGAUCGUCCUGUGCACGCUAGACCGGCACCUUCCCUAUGACCGUCCCAAGCUCAGCAAGUCCCUGGACACACAGCCUGAGCAGCUGGCCCUGAGGCCCAAGGAGUUUUUCCGAGCCUAUGGCAUCGAGGUGCUCACCGAGGCUCAGGUAGUCACAGUGGACGUGAGAAAUAAGAAGGUCGUGUUCAAGGAUGGCUUCAAGCUGGAGUACAGCAAGCUGCUGCUGGCACCAGGGAGCAGCCCCAAGACUCUGAGCUGCAAAGGCAAAGAAGUGGAGAAUGUGUUCACCAUCCGGACGCCAGAGGAUGCCAAUCGCGUGGUGAGGCUGGCCCGAGGCCGCAAUGUGGUCAUCGUGGGAGCCGGCUUCCUGGGGAUGGAGGUGGCCGCUUACCUGACGGAGAAGGCCCACUCUGUGUCUGUGGUGGAGCUGGAGGAGACGCCCUUCAGGAGGUUCCUGGGGGAGCGCGUCGGUCGUGCCCUCAUGAAGAUGUUUGAGAACAACCGGGUGAAGUUCUACAUGCAGACAGAGGUGUCGGAGCUGCGGGGCCAGGAGGGAAAGCUGAAGGAGGUUGUGCUGAAGAGCAGCAAGGUCGUGCGGGCUGACGUCUGCGUGGUGGGCAUUGGUGCAGUGCCCGCCACAGGCUUCCUGAGGCAAAGCGGCAUCGGUCUGGAUUCCCGAGGCUUCAUCCCUGUCAACAAGAUGAUGCAGACCAAUGUCCCAGGCGUGUUUGCAGCUGGCGACGCCGUCACCUUCCCCCUUGCCUGGAGGAACAACCGGAAAGUGAACAUUCCACAUUGGCAGAUGGCUCAUGCUCAGGGGCGCGUGGCAGCCCAGAACAUGUUGGCGCAGGAAGCGGAGAUGAGCACUGUGCCCUACCUCUGGACCGCCAUGUUUGGCAAGAGCCUGCGCUACGCGGGCUACGGAGAAGGCUUCGACGACGUCAUCAUCCAGGGGGAUCUGGAGGAGCUGAAGUUUGUGGCUUUUUACACUAAAGGCGACGAGGUGAUCGCCGUGGCCAGCAUGAACUACGAUCCCAUUGUGUCCAAGGUCGCUGAGGUGCUGGCCUCAGGCCGUGCCAUCCGGAAGCGGGAGGUGGAGCUGUUUGUGCUGCACAGCAAGACUGGUGACAUGUCUUGGCUUACGGGGAAAGGAUCCUGACCUCACAUGCAGUAGACUUGGGCAGGCAAAGGGGGGCACCAGGGGCAGAGGCCAAGCCUUGGGAGCAGGUGCCAAUCUCCAGUCCCAGGAUCCCCCAGGGCAGAACCUGAGCCCUCCUAGUGCUUGCCUUCAGCCACCUGGCUCCCCUCCUGGGAGGCCUCUGCUGGAUCCAGAAGAUGCUCAACCCUCAAGGCCUCUGCUGCCACUGA
Molecule: messenger RNA, 2389 nt
Organism: Pongo pygmaeus (Bornean orangutan)
Lineage: Eukaryota; Metazoa; Chordata; Mammalia; Primates; Hominidae
Gene: AIFM3
Product: AIF family member 3
Exons: 20
Coding region: 39-2180 (713 amino acids)
Biological process (GO): execution phase of apoptosis
Cellular component (GO): mitochondrion; cytoplasm
Molecular function (GO): oxidoreductase activity, acting on NAD(P)H; 2 iron, 2 sulfur cluster binding
Source: RefSeq, a predicted model, not a curated record